GUUUUUUAGCUUUUCUUUUGUAAACGAAAUCGAAAGCUGAUCACAAGAUGAUUGUUAGAAGCAAAAUGCAGAUUGUUACACCAAAUUAUGCAUACGUUUCAUGGUCGUUUAUUGCAUUAUAGGCCUAACUGGUCGGACAAGACAAGACUGUAAAUGGUGAACAUAUAUGAUGAAAACAAAAGAUGAUGAUGGACCAACUCGUAAAAUUCCAAGAGGUCGAAAACGAAACUCGAGCUAUAUGUCUGAUAGUGGAUUGGCAAAGAAACCGACCUCUACAUCGAUGCUGCAGGAGGCUGUGUCUGAAGGAAAGAAAUCUCAAGAAGCUGACACUUGGUUUAGAAAUUCCUUUUGUCCUGGAAAUAAAAGGACUUCAAAUUCACCAGGAUGUGACAGAAGAUGGACAAAGCCUGCUACUCAAAAACUGGAAGUUAAUCCAGCUAUGAGUGACAGCGGCAUACUUGACACAAGUGAUUCACUGUUAGCUGAACUUGACCUUGACCUGUUUGAUGACAUUCCUAAGACUUCGUCAGAUCAUAAAACCCAUGUGGGUUCUACUCAUGGCAGCUGUGGAAAUGGAGAAAUGAAGAACCACAUACUAAUUAAAAAUGAACAGAGUACAAAAACUUCUGUAAGUUUGACAGAAAUGUCAUUAAAAACUCAGAUUCAGGUGAACAGUGUUAAUGAGGAAAAAAAGAACCAAAUAGAAAUUAAAAAUGAUUUUCACGAACAGACUGCAAAAACGCCAAAGUCUGUAAGUGUAACAGGUUUCUCCCUGAAAGACAAAUUUAAAAAGCAAAUGCAAAAGAAUGCGUCCGAGUUGACACCAACAAGGGGGAUCCUGGGACAGCUUCGAGAGGAAGUGAUGUCACGAGCGAGAGAUGAAGCGGCUCAGAUUCACCAGAAGGGAACGGAUGUAGAUAUCGGCCCAUUCCACGGCCUGCCAUCCAAAGUGGAGCACCUGCUGAAGACCCAAAGAGGAAUUGCCAAGCUAUAUGAAUGGCAGGAGGAAUGCUUGCAACUUCCCGCUGUGCUGGAGGGAAAGAACCUCAUUUACUCUCUGCCGACAAGUGGCGGGAAAACGCUAGUGGCGGAAAUUCUUAUUCUCCGAGAGCUGCUGUGCAAAAAGAAGGAUGUUAUUCUUGUUUUGCCAUUUGUCUCCAUUGUCCAAGAAAAGGUUCGCAACCUCUCACAGUUUGCUGUUGAGUUAAAUUUUCUUGUGGAAGAAUAUGCAGCCAGUAAAGGACGGUUUCCUCCAACGAAGCACAGGAAGUGUUCCUCUCUGUACAUUGCAACCAUCGAGAAGGCCCAUUCCCUGUUAAACAGCUUCAUAGAGCUCAACAGGAUGGAUUCCCUGGGACUUGUUGUUGUAGAUGAGUUACACAUGAUUGGUGAGGGAGGCAGUCGGGGGGCAACCUUGGAGGCCAUGUUGCUGAAAACUUUGCACUGCGGAACCUGCCAGAUAGUUGGUAUGACUGCCACCCUGAACAAUGCCAAAGACUUGCAAGUUUUUCUGCAUGCUGAAAUGUACUCCAAUAAUUUCAGACCGGUUAAACUGACAGAAUGUGUUAAAGUGGAGGACAAUAUUUACACCGUUAAUGAGAAAGCCUUAUGUCCAGAUGAGAAACUACAGCACGAAAGAGUUGUCAUGUUUCCAUACAGUGCUGAGAUAAAACAGCAGGACCCGGAUCACCUGCUGGGUCUGGUUCUUGAGGUGAUCCCGGACAACUCCUGCCUCGUGUUCUGUGCCACCAAGAAGAACUGCGAGAACGUCGCUAUCAUGCUCAGUCGACUCAUCAACAAGCACAACAAAAAGUUGACGGAUGUGAAGAAGACUGAGCGGAAGGCGUUAUUGAGGGAGCUGUACAAGGACGGAGAGGGACAGAUCUGUCCUGUGCUGCAGUACACUGUGCACUUUGGCAUCGCGUACCACCACAGCGGGCUCACCAUGGACGAACGACGCCUUGUUGAAGACUCGUACUCCGACGGAACACUCUGUCUGCUGACAUGCACCUCAACACUGGCAGCUGGAGUCAAUCUGCCGGCAAAAAGAGUGAUACUCAGAAGUCCAUAUGUAGCCACUGAGUUUAUUGGUCACAAUCAAUACAAACAGAUGACAGGAAGAGCAGGGAGGGCUGGGAUUGAUUCCACAGGGGAGAGCAUUCUGAUUGCAAAGAAAUCGGAUAAAGACAAACUACUAAAACUGUUGACUGGUCCGCACGACCUCUGUCACAGCAGUUUGAUGUACGAGGAAGGAAAAGGGAUCAGAAAACUUCUCUUGUCUGCCAUUGGUCUGAAGAUUGUUACCAGCACUGAGGACGUUUUCACUUUGAUGGAAAAGACACUCAUGGCUGUCCAGUCAAAGACCUUGCAGGUAGAUGUUACCACGGUUACGAAGAAUAGCUUACAACAGUUGAUCGAUCUUAAGCUGGUCAUCCAGCGAAAGCAAACUCUGUCACAAGAUGGCAGCACUGAGUUGUGUUUGGAGGUAACUCCUUUGGGCAAGGCUACGUUCAAAGGCUCGGUGGAUAUUGACAACAGUCCCCAGCUGUACCGGGACUUGAAGAAAGCCGAGGAAUCCCUGGUGCUGGCCAGUCACCUUCACCUUCUCUUUCUUAUCACACCAUACGAUUUCGUCAACAACAUCAAAGCUAAUCUGCCUUGGAUGGUUUACUUCAAACAGAUGAACACACUCUCACCGGUUGAACUAAAAGUUGCAUCAUUAAUUGGAGUCCCUGAAAGCUACAUUGCCCAGAAAGCAUCGGGUCAAUCAACGAGACAGAAAGUUGAUGAGUUUGUAAUCAGUCGUUUCUUCUUGACGCUGAUUCUGUACGACCUGUGGCAGCAGCGGUCUGUGUGGGACGUCUCGUCACGAUUCCAGUACCCGCGGGGAUUCAUUCAGAAUCUGCUCUCUGCUGCAGCAAGUUUUGCUUCGUGCGUCUUCCAUUUCUGUCAGGAACUGGCUGAAUUCUGGGCCUUUCAAGACCUCCUUGGUAACUUCGUGAAACGGCUGACAUACUGCGUGUCCAUGGAGCUAAUACCACUGAUGGAAAUACCGGGAAUAAAGCUGGGGCGUGCUCGCCAACUGUACAGUGCUGGAUUGAGAACCUUGCAGGCCGUGGCCAAUGCUGAUCCUGAAACUCUGGUCAAGAAGAUUGAACACAUGCCUAGGAAGGCGGCUAGACAAGUUGUAGCAUCAGCCAAGGUGCUACUGAAGGAGAAGGCUGAUGUACUGAUGGAGGAGGUGGAAGAUUUGGUCAGACUUCCCGAAGGCAGCCUGUGAUUACUCUGUGACAAAACAUUUGCUUGGAGAGAGCAGAAUAUUCUACAGCUCUAUAAUUGGCUAAAUGUAAGGAAUUCAUCAACCUUGUCUAUAAAAAAACCUCCUUUGGCAGAACUGGUUUUUCAUGAUUUUACGGUGGUCUGUUUCUGAUAUUAUUUAAAGGUGCAAUCUUGAAUAUAUUUUUGUCUCGGGUCAUUGAAACUUGGUUUGUAGUUGCACCUAUUGAUGAUCAUCACAGGGGACUGAAAGCAUUUAUGGUAGGUGAAAGUUGUUAUUGUGUGGAAUUCAUGUUUAAUAUUAAAGUUAAAUAUGUACAAUAAAUCAUCUAUAGUCCAUCCCAUUAUCUGUCCUUGCAAGGCUAUACCAGUGCUAAAAAACAACAUGGUGGUAAACAGUUUUCUUAUUGUGGUUUGUAUUACAGUUUCAAUUAUUGCUAAAUCGAUUCUCUUUAAAAUUAGACACAAAUAUGGUUGUGUUUUCUUAGUUCCAAAAUACUUUUUAAUCUUCUUCUUGUGUAAAACCAAACUGAAAUUAUUUACAAAAAACAUUGAUAUUGGAGGUAAAAAAAAUAUGCUGUCGGCCCCGGUAAUGUACAGAGAGUAGGAUGCUCUCUAAAAGUGUAAAUAUCCAAUGAAUUAAAAAGCUCCACAUUAACGGCAAGAUGUGGAUCAUCAAGUGAGUUGAUGACAUCUGUUGAUAGCAAAAACACACCAGUUUAUUAAAACUAGUUAUGUUUGUAUUUACAGUAAUAAAUAAUGUAGUAUGCAGCAUGGGUUAUAGGAGGGAGAGGGCAUGGACCCACACUUUUAUGUUUGUAUUUACAGUAAUAAAUAAUGUUGUAGUAUGGAGCAUGAGUUAUAGGAGGGAGAGGGCAUGGACCCACACUUUGUUGUUUGUAUUUACAGUAAUAAAUAAUGUUGUAGUAUGGAGCAUGGGUUAUAGGAGAGGGCAUUGACCCACACUUUUAUGUUUGUAUUUACAGUAAUAAAUAAUGUUGUAGUAUGGAGCAUGGGUUAUAGGAGGGAGAGGGCAUGGACCCACACUUUUUUGUUAGGCUACAGAUUGCUGGAAAUUCUGUAAUUUAACACUUGAAAUUCACCUGACUCUCCCACCCCCCAAUAGUUAGUCCUCAAGUACAUGUAGGUGUAUUUUUAUACAUAAACCAUCAAACUGACAGUGCCCACCCCCCACCUUCAAAUAUACUACAUGGAAGAGCAAAAUUGUAGCUUUCAGCGAGAGAAUGUUUUUACCAUGACCCAGAAUAAAAAUAAUAUGCAGCUGCCCAUAAAAUAUAUUUUAAGGUAAUAUUCACUAUACAUAAAUCUAGGGGCCUAUUUCACAAAACAUCGUAAGUUUAUGUCUGCGACUAGCAGUUACACUGUGCAUACGUUUAAAUGUGUUUAGCAUCUAUUUCAUGCUGAAAAUUAUGUCAAAUAUGUGUACUUUUAUCAAUAUUUGUUAUACUAUAAUAGUAAUAAGAAUUGUGGUUUAGUUGUAGAUUUAUGUUUACAUGCAAAACUAGGCUUACAGUGUUUUGUGAAAUUGGGCCCCGUUUUUUGGUAAAGACCUCUGAUUAUUUUGUUUCAGUCCUGCAUACAUGCAUAUGGUAAAGAUAAAGGUGCCCCUUUUUAUCUUACUUGUCCCAUACAGAGCAUGAAUAAAAUUCUGACAAAACCCACAAAUCACAAGGAUGAAAAACCUUUGGAUGUAUCCAGAAUUCUGGAUUUUUGUGUUUUUGGCUAUAUAGUGUGAAAUACUUCAUUUUUGUGUGGUUUUGCUAAAAAUCAUAUUUUGUUAGGAACUUAAAUUUGUUGAUUGAAAAGUUAGUGUCAUACAUUUGUGUUACAUGAAUACAUAUAUUAUAUUCUCAUUGUGUUCAUAAAUUAGAUGAUUGCACAAGUCCACUAAUUAUACGAAAAUUAGACUACCAUGAAUAAAAGUGAUUUCACAGUAUACCUUUCAAGGCCUGGCAAAGUUUUCUGGAGUUUUGGUCCAUACAUGGUAAUUUUCAUCCAUGAAUUCAACAUGUACACCAUGACAUUAAUGAGUUGUCUCUUGCCUCAUUCUGUGUGAUUAUUUCUGGAUGAGCCUACUUUAUUGCAAUAUCAAAUGUUACUAAUUUAAUACUGUAUGAUGUAUAUAUUGUAUUUAUAUUACUUUUAUAUUAUUAAUAUAAAAUAAAAAUACAUGUACAUUUAUAA
This is a messenger RNA of Gigantopelta aegis, 5481 nucleotides long. RefSeq names its product helicase POLQ-like. The record is from RefSeq and is a predicted model, not a curated record. The transcript has 20 exons. The coding region runs from base 167 to 3280 and encodes 1037 amino acids. NCBI's taxonomy places the organism in Eukaryota, Metazoa, Mollusca, Gastropoda, Neomphalida, Peltospiridae. Gene Ontology annotation, molecular function: ATP binding; nucleic acid binding.